Molecule: messenger RNA, 1423 nt
Organism: Dermacentor andersoni
Lineage: Eukaryota; Metazoa; Arthropoda; Arachnida; Ixodida; Ixodidae
Product: sodium-coupled monocarboxylate transporter 1-like
Biological process (GO): sodium ion transport; transmembrane transport
Cellular component (GO): membrane
Molecular function (GO): symporter activity
Source: RefSeq, a predicted model, not a curated record
AGUCGUCAUGGACAAAGUGACCCUUAGUACGUCGGCCGAGCUGGUGGCCCGAUUCACGUCCUACGAUUACGCCGUGUUCGUUUGCGCUCUACUGGGCUCGGGCGGAAUCGGUCUGUACCAGGCUUUCGCCGGUGGCUCUGGGGGCAGCCAGUCUCUGCAGGACAUGUUGACCGGCGGCAGGAACCUGCCAACUGUUCCCGUUGGCACGUCGCUGAUGGCGAGCUUCAUAUCUGCGGCCUAUCUUCUCGGCAACGCAUCCGAGAUCUACAACGGCGGCACCAUGUAUUUCCUGGUGUUCAUUUCGUACUUUCUCGUGAUUCCGGUCACGGCGCACCUGUACAUGCCCGUCUUCUACAACCUCAAAGUGUGCACCGCCUACGAGUACCUGGAACUGAGGUUCAACCGAGCAAUACGGUUCAUCGCUGUGGCGAUGUUCACUGUACAAAUGGCUCUCUAUUUGAGCGUCUCCCUCUACGCUCCAGCACUGGCGCUAUCGAAAGUGAUGGGAUUGCCAUUGUGGGCAGCAGUAGCGCUACUUGGAAUUAUCUGCACUGUAUAUACUAGCAUUGGCGGCAUCAAAGCAGUGGUCUACACGGAUACCUUCCAGUGCGUCGUCAUGUUCAUCGCCUUAAUUGUGGUGGUUAGUAUGGGCUUCAAGGAAGUUGGCGGAUUCGAGAACGCCUGGAACAUCGCCAAACAGGGAGGACGCGUCCAGUUCAACAGUGCGAGCUACAAGCUGAACGUCCGGCACACCAUCUGGGGUGUCACAAUCGGCGCUUGGUUCGCCAACUCUGCCAGCUACAACACGAACCAGAUGAUGGUGCUGCGCUACCUGACAGUGAAAACUCUCACCAGGGCAAAAAUAGUGGUGUGGCUGAACCUGCCGUAUUUGUGCCUAAUCCUGCUGUUGAGCUGCCUCUGCGGUCUGAUGAUGUACGCUCGCUACGCCACAUGUGACCCUCUGUUGACGAAAAGGAUCGACACACCCGACCAGUUGCUGCCAUACUUUGUGAUGGACGUACUCGCUGAUACUACAGGAGUGGGUGGCGUGUUCGUCACGGGAAUCUUCAUGGCGUCACUUAGUUCUGUGUCUUCUGGAAUAAACGCACUGGCAACUGUUUUCUACGUGGAUAUUAUCGCCGUCCUCAGGCCAGGCAUCAAAGAGUCGACGGGUGCCCAUAUUAUGGUCGCCCUGGGUGUGUUCUUCGGGAUACUAUCUAUUGCAUUAGUUGCGGUGGCCCAGCAGUUGGGAGACGUUCUGGCGGCACAAUCAGCAAUCAACAGCGGACUUGGAGGGCCACUGCUCGGCCUCUUCUCCAUGGGAAUGUUCAUCCCCCAUGUCUCAUCAAAGGUACGAUCACACGAGUCAUUAGGGCUAUUUCUUUUACGUACAGUUCAUGCAGACUCUUGCAGACGAGUGUAG